This is a messenger RNA of Trichoderma harzianum CBS 226.95, 550 nucleotides long. RefSeq lists its product as hypothetical. Lineage: Eukaryota; Fungi; Ascomycota; Sordariomycetes; Hypocreales; Hypocreaceae. Bases 147 to 443 code for a protein of 98 amino acids. The transcript has a single exon. The record is from RefSeq and is a predicted model, not a curated record.
UUUCUUUGGCCUUCAAGUGGAGUUCUUUGGGCAGGACACUUUUCUGAGAAGGAUUUUUAUCCAUGCUGGCCCCGUUGCCGCCAAUCAACGGCCAUAUUCUUGCAGAGUUUUUUUCUUCUUCUUCUUUUUGUUGCUCUCCCGUUCGAAUGAGCAGAUUCUUUCAUGUGUCAAAGGGCCUGAAGCUGCAAGAAGUGACUUCGAUAUCACAUUACAUGUACAUGGGUUUCACUGCAGGAAACCUUGGUGUUGCCAUUCAAUUCCUCUCGUUCCGCAAGCAUGAGUGCUUGUUACGACGGUAUGUACUCCCCGAUGCUUCCGAUGACCGGCGGCCGCACGAUAGUCCGUGUUACUACAUCGUUGUGCUUCGACCUUCGCAGCUCGUGGAAACUGAUUUGAGAAAAUCCAGUAGUUGCAAGCAAUGUCACCCCGCCGUCAAAACUUGAACGUAACUCAUCCAGCAAAGUCAAUUGACCCAAGCAGAGGACCUCCGUAUAGGCCAAAAGAAGUCUUCCUUGCAAGUGAAUCUUAGCCAUAUAGGUAGCUAACAAAC